Messenger RNA from Brassicogethes aeneus, 1257 nucleotides. NCBI's taxonomy places the organism in Eukaryota, Metazoa, Arthropoda, Insecta, Coleoptera, Nitidulidae. The record is from the annotation of a GenBank genome assembly.
AUGGGUUUUUCGCUGUCUGUCAUGCCUAAUGAUUUCAAGGUGUAGAAUCGUGUUUCUAAUGUCAAACUGUUACCUUACGGAAUAAAAACUGUUCGAGAAGAAUGUUUUGUUAAGAAUCGUAGGUACGUCGAUUCAACUCUCUGUUAAAAAAAAGAAACCAAAGUGUAAAUUGUGAUCAUGGAAUUCAAAUUUAAUAUUAAUGACUACUUUAAGCAACAAAUUGUCGCAAUUAAUCAUAAUUUAAUACCUCCUGGGUUUAGUGGAGACCGCAGACAAUUAUGGGACUCGGUGUCUAAGGUGACGGAAAUCGUAAAUGCAUUGGGAGAAUCUUCAGCUGCUGCCCAAGGACUUACCAAAGCAAUCACCACGGCUGAUCGGCUCAGGAAUUCUGAACACAAGUUAUUUUUAUUGAUCGAUCCCGAUCAUAACAAUGGCAAAGGAGCGAUUUCGGGAAUGCUCAAAGUGGGUAAGAAGACCCUGUAUCUUUUUGACAGAGAAGGGAAUCAUUUCCAGGUUACUCCACUCUGUAUAUUGGAUUUUUAUGUGCACGAAUCAAGACAGCGUUUAGGAUUGGGCAAAAUACUUUAUGAAAAUAUGCUAGAGGAGGAACAAAUUGAGCCAGUAAAAAUUGCAAUAGAUCGGCCUAGUGAUAAAUUUUUAGGUUUUCUUAGGAAACAUUACCAUCUAAAUUCGCCCAUUAAACAAAUGAACAAUUAUGUUGUUUUUGAUGGAUUCUUUCCCGAGGAGGAUACGAAGAGUGAAAGAAGCGAUUCAUUGUUAGCACAAAGAAGCUCACCAAGCGUUCCUACUCACAGUAGCUUUUCGCAGUACGGCCGCUACGGGGCGCCACGACCAAAAUGCAGCAUGGGACAGAUAAUACAUAAUGACACAUCCACUGUACCCUCAUCUCCUGCUACUCCUGUUGGUUCGUUCAAAUCAAUCGAAAACCUUCGAGCGACGCCGUCUCCAAAACCCAUCGAAAAAAAACCAGACUCCCCCAAACUUGAACGACCUCAAUCCCUUCGCAUUCAGAUGUCCGAGGACGGCGACUCGAUCGAGAUCGUGAACGAUGCGGACGUGCCCGAUCAUCAGAACGGCCAUGUAGCGCACGACGAGCUGGUCGAGCAGGUUCGACAAGUCGAUCUCGAGGCCGAGCCGGCCCAAAAGAAAACGCCCAGUCAUCUGACGGAACAAGGCUUCUUCGAUCUCAAGUUCUAUCACAACAAGCUUUGGUAAUUUUCGUAGCUCCAGUUAAAU